AUGUCUACCACAACACCCGAAGCAAUCUCUUUGACGCCGAGCGAGUCGGCAGCCCUCUCGGCCGCCUUUCCGAGCGCAACAGGCAGUAUAACCUUCUCCGAUCUGGCACAAUAUGGCAACAUGUCUAGCAAGCAAUUCGAUCUAGCGGCUUAUUCGCUGAACUAUUCUCAAACAGGCUGUUACAGACCUGGCGCGCUUCCGGUUGCAUUGGCGCAGAACGACACCUGCUCGCUUGGGUUCCAUUGCCCGGCAUCCAGCGAUCAAAAUCCACCACAAUACUGCCACCCCUACGAAAUCUGCCAAGUCAUCCGAGCUACUAAGGGUACUUGCAACCCGCAGGGUGUCUACGAGCCCAAAAUCUGCGCUAACGGCCACUACUGUCCACCCGGCGGUAAGCAAGAGCUCCCAUGUCCCAAGGGCACAUACUGCCCCAGCGGCUCCUACAAGCCGCGCGACUGCGACUUCGGAGCGAUCUGCCCCGCGGUCAGUGUCAGGCAGGUGGUGACUGUGCCGGUGGGUGUCAUGGUUGCGAUCGACUUCGCGCUCGCGAUUAUCGUCGCGAUUGGCUUUGCGAUUUCGAAGUGGAGGAAGAGUAAGCCGAAGAAGUAUACGACGCUGGAUACGGGCGAUGCCGAUAAGGACGACAUCGAGCUGUUAGCUGCUCAGGGAGGGUUAGGUAGGACGCCCUCUCCGCGGCUGUCGGUGUCUACGCCUCAGCCGACGCCUCCGUUACCGCGCCCGACGUCGACGCACACACGGCGGGCGAGUGGGAGAGUGGAUCAUAUGGAUGGCAAUAUUUCCGACGAUGAGCUGGACGAGGAUGACACUCUUUUCGAAGACGACUUGCACAAUUCGCCGGACAUGCAGCGCUUCAUCCGGAGCAUGUCGCGGACGAUCGAGACACAAACGAUCGGUCUCAGCUUCGAUUUCGAAGGCCUAAGUUUCCAGACGAAGAGCGGCAAGAAGAUCCUCCAAGAUGUGACGGGCACCAUGCCACGAGGCUCUUGUUGGGGUGUGAUGGGAGGCUCGGGAGCUGGCAAGAGUACGUUCCUGAACGUGCUCAUGGGUAAGGUGCACGCGACGGGCGGCACUAUCAAGAUCAACGGCUGGACCAAGGACAUGAGCAAGUACAAAAAGUUGAUCGGAUACGUGCCGCAGGACGAUAUCGUGUUUCCGGAGCUUACCGUGCGGGAGAACAUCCUGCAUUCUGCACGAGUCCGGUUACCUGCGAGCUGGCGGGACAAGGCGAUACAGGAUCAUGUUGACUCUUUGAUUGCGUGUUUGCAACUCACGCAUGUGCAGCACUCGCGGGUUGGAGAUGCGACGAGGCCUGUCAUCUCGGGUGGGCAGAGGAAGAGAGUCAACAUUGGCAUGGAGUUGGCCAGUGGACCGAUGGCCAUCUUUCUGGACGAACCUACUUCUGGUCUGGAUGCCACAAGUGCGGCCACCAUUAUGCGGUUGUUGCGAGCGAUCAGCAGGCUGGGCGUGACCACCAUCGCGAUCAUCCAUCAGCCUCGUGAGCAGAUCUUCUACGGCUUCGAUUCACUGCUCCUGCUCUCUCAAGGUCGGAGUGUCUACAGUGGGCCGACAGAUGACGUGCAAGGCUAUUUCGAGGGUCUAGGCUUUGCCUUUCCACAGCGAGCCAACCCGGCAGAUACCCUGAUCGACAUCAUCACGGGCGAUGGUGCACAGUACACUUUGGGUGCUGGGAAGCGUGAGACGGAUGUGAAGACGCUGAUUGAAGAGUGGAGGAGUCGAGGGCAGUACGGCUCACAUUCUAGGCACUUAUCUGUGGGCCUCGACGGGCACCAAGCGAGACGCAACCGGCGAACGAGCAAUCAAAGCAUCAACAGCACAGUCGAGCAGGAAGAAUCACUUCGCAGGACAAUGAAGAACCGCGGCGCGACAUGGCCGGCGCAAGCCUUCUACUGCUGGAAGCGCGCCAUGACGCAGCAAGUCCGCAACGCGACGUCCUUCUUCUUCGAGAUCGGCGUUGGCGGGCUCGCAGGUUUGAUCAUCGGCCUUUCCGCCUUUGCCAGCAACGGCCACCUCUUUCAGGGUAUCUACCAUCCCCCCUUCACCCUACUAAGCUCCGCGGUCGACUACUCGAGCACGCCUCAACUUGCGCUUUUGGGAGCCAUGGCCAUCGGUCUCGCAGCCAGCGCGCCAGGCUUCUGGGUUUUCGGCGAGGAGAAAUUGAUGUACUACCGUGAAACUGCUUCGGGCCACUCGCGCUCUGCAUAUUAUGUCGGCAAACUCUUGAGCACGCUCAUCCGCAUCGGUCUGAGUAGUCUACACUUCACCGUUUUCCUCGGCAUCCUCGCCACCCCACUCAUCAGCUUCUCGCACAUGUACGCCGCGAACCUCAUGUACUUCUGGUGUAUUUACGGCCUGGCUUCGGUCGUCAGUAUGCUCGUCAAGCGGGAAGACGGACCGUUGUUGGCUGUGCUGGCGAGCUUGGUGAUUGGGGUGCUGGGUGGUGUCAGCCCGCCAUUGAGCAAAGUGAAGAGUUGGCAUAUGGAGUGGUUCUGGAGGCUGAGCCCUGGUGUCUGGUUCACGGAGGCGUAUGUUACGGACAAUUGGAGCCCGAUGGCGUAUUUGUACCAGACGGACUUAGCGAGUCGUGCGAUAGGUUUUACGCUGGGGCAGUAUUCGUUGGAUAUUGGGCUGCUGUUUCUGAUUGGGGCGAUAUACCGGGUCAUCGCUUAUUUGGCACUUAUACUGGUGCAUAGGGAUAAGCAACGGUGA
Molecule: messenger RNA, 2748 nt
Organism: Baudoinia panamericana UAMH 10762
Lineage: Eukaryota; Fungi; Ascomycota; Dothideomycetes; Mycosphaerellales; Teratosphaeriaceae
Exons: 3
Coding region: 1-2748 (915 amino acids)
Molecular function (GO): ATP hydrolysis activity; ABC-type transporter activity; ATP binding
Source: RefSeq, a predicted model, not a curated record